This is a messenger RNA of Ictalurus punctatus (channel catfish), 3046 nucleotides long. RefSeq lists its product as uncharacterized. NCBI's taxonomy places the organism in Eukaryota, Metazoa, Chordata, Actinopteri, Siluriformes, Ictaluridae. The transcript is spliced from 8 exons. Bases 649 to 1923 code for a protein of 424 amino acids. The record is from RefSeq and is a predicted model, not a curated record.
GUGUUCUCCUGUAAAGAGAAGCCCGAGGUUUGAGCCCAUGGAGAAGCGGGAAUAUUAAUCACCUGCUAGAACGUUCACUUGGGUCCGGAACAGACCACGAGCUCUAAAUAAAACACUCGGGGGCGUGUUCUAGAGAAACAAUCCACAGCAGGCCGGUGUGACGCGGCCGACACACACUGCAGUUCAUCCUGAAGAUGAUUAUUUUCCUACAACAGCACGUCUCCGUGUGGUUUAUUUCUCUUCUAGCGCUGCAGUUUACCAACUAUUCUAACAUUAUUAAAGAGAAACCGCUCACAGGUUCAUCAGCUUCUGUCACAUUUCAUGUGGAACAAGUGAAUCCACCCCUUCUGACCAAUCACAGUCCAGAACUCAGACACCUGCUACACAGGAGCUACAUUCCUGUAUCCACAGCGCGCGCGUGCGUGCGUGCAGGAAUCCAGGCGGUGCGAUGACGUCACCGGAAGUCCGGAAUCGAAAGUGGAGAGUGUGAGAGAGGAGCGGAGUGAAGAGCUUCUCCUGUUCAUUCACAGGGACGUGCAGGACGAGCGCUCGACAUAAACAGAUCUUUUAAAAACGUUUGUGAUUGUUGAUCUGCUAUAAACCAUCAUCUGUUUAUUGGAAUCCACUGAUGAUCACGCAUGUAGCUCCAUGCAGUCCUGCAGCGUUCACCACUGUGUCCUGCUCUUACUCACCCUCACAUUCACCACUGCUCCGGUAUUAUCUGCUGUCUGUUCUAAAACAGUGAAGCUUCAUCAGCCUGUGACUCUCUCAUGUGAAUAUAAAUGUUCUGGUUCAGUCAAAUGGUCUUUAUUUAAUAAUCGAGAUGUUGUCUUCGCUCGGUGUGAUGAGACGUCGUGCAGCUCACUGGUGAAGGGAUAUAAUAUGUCUUAUGAUCAGUACCAGGAUGGAGAUCUCUCUCUCACCAUCACUGCAGCUGAUUACAGAAUGAGGAACACGUACUCGUGUGAGUGUGGCGUCUCAGAAAUCUCUACUGUGCGCCUCAGCAUUGAGACCGUGUUCUCAGCAGUUCAGGUGAAGCAUGAUGGAGAUCUGAUCCUGGAUCUGACCGUACCAGAGCCAGUGGAGGUGAUUUAUACAAGCAGUGAUUCAGCUGAUGGUGAACGGAUCUGUAACGUGACUCAACACUCACUACAGUGUAAAGCUGAAUACACACACAGAACAUCACUCAGAUACCCAGAGCUCACACUGAGAGACGUGACGUACAGUGAUAGUGGACGUUACACCAUCCGGGACACGGAGAAUAAAGAAGACAUCCGUGUGUACUCCGUCUCUGUGACAGAUGAUCAGAGUGGAUUUCCAGUGUGGGGGAUUAUAGUGAUGGUGCUGAUUCUGCUGGCGGUGUUCACUGGAGUGUUCAUAUACCUAAAGAUGGCACCUCAUCAGGAGUUCUUAAAGUUGGGCAGGCAGCUGCAGUGUGUGGACAAGCUUGUAAAGCAGUCUCUACCCAGGCAAGAUCAGAGCAAUAAACAGUUCAUCAUGACCGGAGCAGCGCUGAAGAAGGCGGAGAAGGAGAUCGAUAAGCUGCAGCAGCAGUACACACACAGCAGUAAAUAUUCAGAACAGGUCUCAUUGUUCUGCCAGGCGAAGAGGUCCGAGCUCAACAAGUACCGAGUACAGUACCGCAGUGAUGAAGGACCUCUACUGACCGAGAGAGACGGGAUAAUAGGGAAGAUGGAGGAGGUGAUGAACAGCUUACAGCAGCUCAGAGGCGGAGCACGGCGAGAGCAGCAGGUCACGAGCUCCAGCAGCACAGCGAUGGACGAGAUGGAGAUCCGGGUGGAGAAACAUCUGGAGGAGGUCGAAAAGUGGUGUGGAGAGAGGAGGGUGGAGCUAAAUGACCUCAUACAGCAGCACAGAGGUGGAGCUGCGCGAGACCUUCGGCUGGUGGAAAUAAAAUCUUAGUGAUUUUACACGUGAAGAAGAAACGUGUUUAUUAUUAGUAGUAACUUCAUCAUUAAAACAUAACUCUAACAGUUCUAGGCAGUGAACCCUGACCAGUGUUGAUCAGUGAGACUCUCACGCUGCAGCUGCCUCAUACACAGCGGGUGCACUUACUUACGGUAUUCUAAUGAAAACGUUUAUCACGCCGCAUUCAUGUACACUUCACGUCCAAACACGGCGCUGUAGCUGCUAGGACGUGCUGCUCGAGUUAACACUCCAGUUCUCCACACUAACAUGUCGGAUGAGCCAAUCAGCACGUGAUUCUGUAAUGAUUGACAGCUGCGUGUGCUUCGAAUCCCGACAUCAUCAUCUCACACACACACACUACAUGUAGCAAACGUACCAUAUUAUAUUACCAUAUUAUUAAAAACACAAAGUGAGUGAGUUUUUAUCCUGAAAAUAUUAAGACACUGUAUAUUAUUUUACUGUUAAUGAUGUUUACAGUAAAUCUGCUGCUUUGUUUUGUUCUCCUGUGCUGCUUAAAGAUCAGACGUGUGAUCAGGAUUAGUGCAGUGCGCUAUACUGUUAGUGUUCAUAUUGUAUAUAAAACUCAUAUCAGUAUCUGUUCUGAUCUGAAGUGCUGACUACACACACACACACACACACACACACACACACACACACACACACACACACACACACACUACAGCGGUGGUCAAGUCUGCAUUUCCUCUCUCCUGAUUGCGUAAUUCAUUUCUCUGUUCACGUCUUUCAGAAAGUCACAGAAAGUGGAAUCUGUUGUUCUUUUGCUGUUUGAGUAAUAAGACGCUACGCUAACACCCGCUACGCCGUCUGAGCUGUUUACCUGAUGUUGUUUACCUCCUGCUUCUAAACCCAUCAAGGAUUCAGCCUCAUCGUGGAUUUGUGGUUUAAAAUAAAAUAGGUUCUGGUGUGAAUAGUCGCUUAUUUUCAUGAUGUUUUACAUUUUGUGACGCGGUUUACGUUCUCGUUCACGCUACCGUUUGUGUGUUUCGUGUUUAAGAAGAUGUACAUUUACCAAACUGCUUGUUGGGGUCUUUUGCUUGUGACCUGAUGGUCAGAGGUGUGUGUUUAAAAUGUGGUGAAUAAAUACAAUUUGAUUAGA